This is a messenger RNA of Oncorhynchus masou masou (cherry salmon), 3176 nucleotides long. RefSeq names its product potassium voltage-gated channel subfamily D member 2-like. Gene Ontology annotation, cellular component: postsynaptic membrane; neuronal cell body; dendritic spine. NCBI's taxonomy places the organism in Eukaryota, Metazoa, Chordata, Actinopteri, Salmoniformes, Salmonidae. Gene Ontology annotation, molecular function: protein binding; A-type (transient outward) potassium channel activity. The record is from RefSeq and is a predicted model, not a curated record. Gene Ontology annotation, biological process: potassium ion transmembrane transport; protein homooligomerization. The coding region runs from base 726 to 2516 and encodes 596 amino acids. The transcript is spliced from 6 exons.
CAGCGAGAGUGGCGGAGAGAGGCAGCUGAGCCAACAACUUUCAUACUCCCAUUUGUUUCUCUCCUUAGACGAUUCCGCGAAUUCGGUUUGAUUCCCCUUCUCUCUCUAGUGGUUAUUAUAUAAUUAUUCAACGGUUGCCUCCGCUGGUGACAUUUUGAGCUGGAGCGGCAGCUUGUGGAUAUGGUGGUGGCACACUUGUGUAUUUGUGUGUGUAUGUGGUGAGCGCGUGUGUGUCAGUGUGUGUAUAUGUGAUUUUAUGUCCUUUCGCGAUUCAGCUGCGAACACAGAGCACAGUUGUCGGUGUGGACUCGGCCCAUACAGUCAUUGGUCUCCGAAGAGGAUCACAGUGAAAAACUCGAGCUCUAGGAAGGAUACAGACGCCGGAGACGCGAGCUGAUCUUCAAAGUGUUGUUUGGCAAGAGAAAGAGCUCGAGAAUGUCCUUGUAUGAUUGGAGCCAAGUCUUUCCCGGUGUUUGGAGCACGGAAUUACCCCCGUGUUGAACUUGUUGCUGGUUCGUUUCAACCACUUUUCCAAGGGGAGAAUAUUCUGCAUACUUCUGUGUGCAGAGAUAAUUGUUUUAUAUUAGAAAGAGAACGGAAAUCUUUAUUUUUCAAACCAGUCGCUUUUACGCAGAGAUGUCCUCUCGCCGCGCUGUGGUUCUGUGAUCGCCCACCGGAGCGUCGAGAGCUCUUCACCGGGACCGGGUCGCACAUUGUGGGUCACCAUGGCAGCGGGAGUGGCGGCGUGGUUACCAUUCGCCCGGGCGGCUGCUAUAGGAUGGAUGCCGGUAGCCAGUGCGCCCAUGCCGACGCCUCCACCUGACAACCGGCGAAAACAGGACGGGCUCAUCUUGCUCAAUGUCAGCGGUCAGAAGUUCCAGACGUGGCGGAAUACAUUGGAGCGGUACCCGGACACUUUACUGGGCAGCACGGAGCGGGAAUUCUUCUUCCAUGAGGAGACAAACGAAUACUUUUUCGAUCGUGACCCGGAUAUUUUCAGACACAUUCUGAACUUCUAUCGUACCGGGAAGCUGCACUACCCGCGCCAGGAGUGCAUCUCGGCCUACGAUGAGGAGCUGGCCUUCUUUGGGAUCAUACCGGAAAUCAUAGGGGACUGCUGCUAUGAAGAGUACAAGGACCGGCGGCGGGAGAACCAGGAGAGAAUCCAGGAUGACGAGGACAGCGAGAACCAGAACGAUAUGGUCCCGCCGGAUAUGACAUUCCGAGAAACCAUGUGGCGGGCCUUCGAGAACCCCCACACGAGCACCAUGGCCCUGGUGUUUUAUUAUGUCACCGGCUUCUUCAUUGCUGUUUCCGUGAUGGCCAACGUGGUGGAGACGGUCCCGUGCGGGACUUUGCCAAAUCGGGUCAAACAGGUCUCGUGCGGGGAGCGGUACGCCUUGGCAUUUUUCUGUCUGGAUACGGCCUGCGUCAUGAUCUUCACCGUGGAGUACCUGCUGCGUCUAAUGGCGGCGCCCAGCCGCUGGAACUUCAUCAAGAGCGUGAUGAGUGUCAUCGAUGUGGUGGCCAUUAUGCCCUAUUACAUCGGCCUGGUCAUGACGGACAACGAGGACGUCAGCGGGGCCUUCGUCACCCUGAGGGUCUUCCGGGUUUUCAGGAUUUUCAAAUUCUCCCGCCACUCUGCGGGGCUGCGCAUCCUGGGCUACACGCUGAAGAGCUGCGCCUCGGAGCUGGGCUUCCUGCUCUUCUCCCUCACCAUGGCCAUCAUCAUCUUCGCCACUGUCAUGUUCUACGCCGAGAAGGGCUCCUCAGCCAGCAAGUUCACCAGCAUCCCGGCCGCCUUCUGGUACACCAUCGUCACGAUGACAACUCUGGGAUAUGGAGACAUGGUUCCUAAGACCAUUGUAGGGAAGAUCGUUGGUUCUGUCUGUUCCCUGAGCGGUGUGUUGGUCAUCGCCCUGCCCGUGCCCGUCAUCGUGUCCAACUUCAGCCGCAUUUACCACCAGAGCCAGCGGGCAGACAAGAGACGCGCCCAAAAGGCAUCAAAGGCAGCAGGCCAGGCGCUGGUGUGCAAGGCCAACCCCAUGUUCGAUACGCACCACAAUCACCUAUUGCACUGCCUGGAGAAGACCACGAAUCAUGAGUUUGUGGAUGAGCAAACGUUUGAGACCAGCCUACUGGAGGUUUCCAUGGUGAAGCACCCGCCUCACUCCCCCUCCCUCUCCUCUGGCUCCUCCUCCCAAGGCCUGUCGUGCUGCUCGCGGCGCAACAAGAGGAAGAGCUUCAACGUGCCCAACUCCAACAUGACUGGUGGGCAUAGGAACAGCAUCCAGGAGCUUAGCACCAUCCACAUCAGAGAGAGACCCGUCACUAACAGCCGCUCCAGUCUGAACGCUAAGUUCGAGGAGACGGUGCCUCUGAACUGCAAGCAGCCCUACAUCACGGCGGCCGUCAUCACGCUGCCCACGCCACCCGUCACCACGCCCGAGGACGACGGCUCCGCCUCCUCCCCCGACUACUCACAGGCCAACAUCGUCAGAGUGUCCGCCCUCUAGGGCCCUCGCCUCCCCACCCCACCACCACCAUCACCAUGGCAACCCUAACACGGAGAGAGAGAUAGAGAGAGCUAAAGAAGAGAGACCCUUCCCUGCUCCAAUCAGAGAACGGUGUUUGCAGGGGGGAAGGGGUAAGGGGAGCUGUGGUGUGGUGGUUAGGGGGGACAGUUUAGGCUGCAGGACCCUUUUUGUUUUCCUACAUGAAGCUACUACACGUCUGCUCUUGUGGUGAAAUAAAGUUGCAGUGUGAAGCUGCAGCACAAAGCGCCGCCUUGGAUUUUUUGGGUGGGGAGAGACUACGUUGCCGUGGCGACUGAGAUUAGCGCCUUACAAAGGACACACAAAUGGAGAGCAUUUAGCCACCUUGUCUAACUGCAGCUACUCCCUAGCCACCUUGCAUAACUGCAGCUACUCCCUAGCCACCUUGUCUAACUGCAGCUACUCCCUAGCCACCUUGUCUAACUGCAGCUACUCCCUCCAAACACUCUCCAAGGGAAAUCUUACCAUUACUAUUUUUUUCUAUAUUGUGUGUCUUUAAAUGUGAUGUCUUAAAACCGAAAUGGGGGAGGUGGAAUUUGUAUUGGUUUUUAUUGUUUGUGAAGGCCGUGAGUUUGACUAGAGCAGAUGUAUAUUUGCCAUGUUCUGAAAUGUGUGGAGUAG